Molecule: messenger RNA, 1281 nt
Organism: Macrobrachium nipponense
Lineage: Eukaryota; Metazoa; Arthropoda; Malacostraca; Decapoda; Palaemonidae
Exons: 9
Coding region: 43-1281 (412 amino acids)
Source: RefSeq, a predicted model, not a curated record
UGCCUCUUCAGUAACGAGAUUAUUCCUCUGGACGCACUCUCAAUGGCCGACUCAGCUUAUACUUGGGUUCACAAUGCCACAGUUACCACUGACAAUGAGGCAACGAGUUCCACUGCAAGCGAGACAAAAACCAUCACAGCUACACCUGGGUCAACUUCAACCAGUAUCUCUGUGGACACUACCACCCCUGCAACAACCAAACAAACAGCUACAACUACCCCUGCAACAACCACACAAACAGCUACAACUACCCCUGCAACAACCACACAAACAGCUACAACUACCCCUGCAACAACCACACCAACAACCACAACCACUCCUUCAACAACUGACUCAGAGGCAACUACAACCACUACUUCUCUGGGAACGACCACUUCUGUAACGACCACACAAACAACAACAACUGACACAACAACUGCCACAGUUGCCACCGACAAGGAGACCGCUAGUUCCAGUCCUGGGGAGACAACAGCCACUACAGCUGCAUCUGAAGCAACUUCAACCAGUACCUCUAUGGAAACAACCACCCUUGUAACGACCACACAAACAACUACAACCGCUCCUUCAACAACUGCCACAGUUGUCACCGACAAAGAGACUGCUAGUUCCAGUCCUGGGGAGACAACAGCCACUACAGCUGCAUCUGAAGCAACUUCAAUCAGUACCUCUACGGAAACGACCGCCCUUGUAACGACCACACAAACUACUACAACCGCUCCUUCCACAACUGCCACAGUUGCCACCGACAAAGAGACUGCUAGUUCCAGUCCUGGGGAGACAACAGCCACUACAGCUGCAUCUGAAGCAACUUCAAUCAGUACCUCUACGGAAACGACCGCCCUUGUAACGACCACACAAACUACUACAACCGCUCCUUCCACAACUGAAUUAUUACCACUAGAAGAUUAUAUUAGACACAGUAAGUCGGUUAUCAAGAAAAAAUGGCAAAAUAACUGGAGGGAAAAUCAUCCUAACAACAAAUUAAGAGAAAUAAAAGAAACUGUAGACCCGUGGCCAUCAUCCUAUCAGAAAUGCCGCAAGCAUUCGGAACGUGACUGUGUUGCAAUACAGAGAUCAUCAGACCUCCGGAUGUCCUGGAGUUGUGAUUGUAAGGUGACAAGCAAGGACCCAUUCCUCCACUGCCUCACCAUUGUGGUGGGUGCUAUCGUAACCCCAGACAGUGUUGUGGCUAUUGAAGUACCCAACCACGAGACAGGGCUUAUUGUCAGAGAUGUUGAUCUGGCACCACAAGAAAGUAGCAGGAGGGGGUUUGUAGACUGA